AUGUCAGCCAAGGAGCGUGUUGUGUACCUUGAAGACCUCGAUGGUUCUGCUGAAACGAAGGAAGACGCAACAAAUGCUGUGCAAGACGCCGCCCGGGAGGGCAAGUCCGCCGGCGCCACAUCCGCGCUCAUAGUCGAAACCAAUGUUGCUGUCGCCGAGCAAAAGACGUCCUCGUCGACCGCGGUAAAGCGACAGAGGACACUCGUGGACAUGUUUUCCGGCGGCGCGUCUGCUAACGCGCCUGCAGCCAAAAAGAUCAAGGUCACCAGGACAGCGAGCAGUAUAGCGUCGACCGCGUCUACUUUGAGCUCGCAGCCGUCCCUGAACUCCAUUCCCUUCUCCAUGUCGGAAUUUCAGGCCGCUUUGUCAGACGAGGAGCGUAAGCUACUCGCCCUCGAGUGUGAGACCCUUGGCAAGAGUUGGUUCAAGAUGCUCAAAGAUGAGAUUCGGAAGCCUUAUUUCCUAAAAUUAAAGCAGUUUCUGUACGACGCGGGCGUCCACGGUGCGAAGGACAGCGCCCCAAACCUCAAAAUCUAUCCCUCGCCGAAGAAUAUCUACUCUUGGUCCAAUCUUACUCCCCUUGGCCGAGUGAAGGUCGUCAUCAUCGGCCAGGAUCCCUAUCACGGUCCCGGGCAAGCCCACGGGCUGUGCUUCUCCGUCCCUCCAGGCGUGGCCGUGCCUCCGUCUUUGCGUAAUAUUUACGCAGAAAUCAAGGCGGAGCACCCGCAGUUCGAGCCCCCCAAGCACGGGCGCGCGGUCCGUCUUCCCACUUACACGCCGCUCCACAGAAACCUGACGGCAUGGGCCGAAAACGGCGUCCUUCUGCUGAACACAUGCCUCACCGUCAAGGCAGGCGACGCUGGUUCCCACUCCGGGAAGGGCUGGGAAGAGUUCACCGACAGGGUGGUCGACGUCGUUGACAGAUACGGCGGCGCCAAUCUCGCGAACCCGAACGGCGCAGGAGGGCGCGGCCGGGGCAUCGUCUUCCUCGCCUGGGGAGCCUGGGCCGCGAAACGCGUCGCGAAACUGGACAAGAAAAAGCAUCUCAUCCUGAAGAGCGCGCAUCCGUCCCCGCUGAGCGCGAGCAGAGGCUUCCUUGGUAACGGGCACUUCAAGCAGGCGAAUGAAUGGCUAGAACAGAAGUACGGUCCAGACGGCUGCGUGGACUGGUGCAAGCUUUGA
Messenger RNA from Fomitopsis serialis, 1182 nucleotides. Its product is annotated as uracil-DNA glycosylase-like protein. The coding region runs from base 1 to 1182 and encodes 393 amino acids. The transcript is spliced from 8 exons. Gene Ontology annotation, molecular function: uracil DNA N-glycosylase activity. The record is from RefSeq and is a predicted model, not a curated record. Gene Ontology annotation, biological process: base-excision repair, AP site formation via deaminated base removal; base-excision repair. Gene Ontology annotation, cellular component: nucleus; mitochondrion. Lineage: Eukaryota; Fungi; Basidiomycota; Agaricomycetes; Polyporales; Fomitopsidaceae.